Messenger RNA from Phragmites australis (common reed), 4354 nucleotides. Its product is annotated as LRR receptor-like serine/threonine-protein kinase FLS2. Lineage: Eukaryota; Viridiplantae; Streptophyta; Magnoliopsida; Poales; Poaceae. The coding region runs from base 20 to 3667 and encodes 1215 amino acids. The transcript is spliced from 2 exons. Gene Ontology annotation, biological process: protein phosphorylation. The record is from RefSeq and is a predicted model, not a curated record. Gene Ontology annotation, cellular component: plasma membrane. Gene Ontology annotation, molecular function: protein kinase activity; protein binding; ATP binding.
AUUGACUUUGGUCGAUGCGAUGUUCCGGGUUCUUCUUUAUCUGCUCUUCGGAGUUCAGGUUUGGUCACAUGGUGGCAUGGAAAGGUGUAGAUUUGCAAGUGAAAUGGCAUUCUUCAAGAGCACUUGUGGCAUCCCACUGCCACCAGUCGUUGCAGCGCUAGUAGUAGUAGUGCUGUUCUUGACGGCGCCGGCGGCGGCCGCCUCCUCUGAAGCGUCGGUGUCCGUGCAGCUCGGAGCAUUGCUGGCGUUCAAGAAGGGCGUUGCGGCCGACCCACAAGGCGCGCUGUCCAACUGGACAGUGGGAGCAGGCGAUGCUGCCGGCGGCGGCGGCCUCCCGCGGCACUGCAACUGGACUGGCGUCGCGUGCGACGGCGCCGGCCACAUCACGUCCAUCCAGCUCCUGGAGACCUGGCUUCGGGGCACGCUCACGCCGUUCCUCGGCAACAUCUCGACGCUCCAGAUCCUCGACCUGACGUCGAACCGCUUCGCCGGUGCCAUCCCGCCGCAGCUCGGCCGCCUCGGCGAGCUCGAACAGCUCAUCCUCUACGACAAUAACUUCACUGGCGGCAUCCCGCCUGAGCUCGGCGACUUGAGGAGCCUGCAGAUACUGGACCUCAGCAACAACACGCUCCACGGCGGCAUGCCGAGCCGCCUCUGCAACUGCUCGGCGAUGUGGGCGUUCGGCGUCGAGGCCAACAACCUCACCGGCACAGUCCCUGACUGCAUUGGUGAUUUGUCCAGUCUCAAGAUUCUUGUGACCUCCAUCAACAAUCUUGACGGCGAGUUGCCGCCGUCCUUCGCGAAGCUCACGCAGCUGGAGACGUUGGACCUCAGCGACAAUCAUUUCUCCGGCUCGAUCCCGCCGGAGAUCGGCAACUUCUCGAAACUCAACAUUCUCCAGUUGUUUGGGAACCGAUUCUCCGGCGCCAUCCCGCCGGAUCUCGGCCGCUGCAAGAACCUGACCACGCUAAACAUAUACAGCAACCGGUUCACCAACGGGAUCCCCAGCGAGCUCGGGGAGCUCACGAACCUGAAGGUGCUGCGCUUGAACGACAACUCGUUCUCAUCGGAGAUCCCCCGCUCGCUCGGCCGGUUGACGUCGUUGCUGGUGCUCGGACUGUCGACGAACCAGCUCACCGGCUCGAUCCCGACCGAGCUCGGCGAGCUACGGUCGCUUCAGAAACUGACGCUCCACGUCAACAGGCUCACUGGAACGGUGCCGGCGUCCCUGACAAAUCUUGUCAACCUGACAUACCUCAGCUUCAGUUACAACUCCUUAUCCGGCCCGCUUCCGGCGAACAUCGGGUUGCUCCGGAAUCUUCAAGUAUUAAUCAUUCAAAGCAGCUCGCUCUCCGGUCAGAUUCCGGCGAGCAUCGCCAACUGCACGUUGCUGUCCAACGCGAGCAUGGCGUUGAAUGAGUUCUCAGGGCCCUUGCCGGCCGGGCUUGGACGGCUACAGGGCCUUAUGUUCCUGUCGUUGCACGACAACAAGCUGUCCGGCGACAUACCGGAGGACCUGUUCGACUGCGGCAGCCUCCGGACGCUAGCGCUGGCGGAGAACAACUUCACUGGCGACCUGAGCCCCCGUGUCGGCCGCCUCGGUGAGCUCAGGUUGCUGCAGCUGCAGGGGAACGCUCUGUCUGGGGCGAUACCGGAGGAGAUCGGCAACUUGACGAAGCUCAUCAGCCUGCAGCUCGGGAGGAACCGCUUCGCCGGGCGUGUCCCGGCGAGCAUCUCCAACAUUUCGUCCCUUCAGGAGCUCGACCUGCAGCAGAACCAUCUUGGCGGCGCGCUACCCGACCAGAUCUUCGAGCUGCGGCAGCUCACCAUCCUCAGCGCCGCGUCGAACAGGUUCGUCGGCCCGAUCCCCGAUGCCGUGUCCAACCUCCGGUCGCUCUCCCUCCUUGACCUGUCGAACAACGCGCUGAACGGCACGGUCCCCGCCGCGCUGGGCGGCCUCGACCAGCUCCUCACGCUUGACCUCUCCCACAACCACCUCACCGGCGUCAUCCCCGGCGCUGUGAUCGCGAAGAUGAGCACCCUUCAGAUGUACCUCAACCUGUCAAACAACAUGUUCACGGGCCCGAUACUGCCGGAGAUCGGCGGCCUCACGAUGAUCCAGGCUAUCGACCUGUCAAACAACCAGCUGUCCGGUGGGGUCCCGGCGACGCUCGCCGGGUGCAAGAACCUCGACUCGCUCGACCUCUCCGCCAAUAACCUCACCGGAUCCCUGCCGGCCGGCCUCUUUCCUCAGCUCGACGUUCUCACAAACCUCAACAUCUCUGGCAACGACCUCGACGGGGAGAUCCCUUCCAACAUCGGCGCACUGAAGCACAUCCGGACGCUGGACGUGUCGAGGAACGCGUUUACCGGGGCCAUACCGAUGGCGCUGGCGAACCUAACAAGCCUGAGGGCUCUCAACCUCUCGUCGAACGACCUCGAGGGACCCGUGCCGGACGCCGGCGUGUUCAGGAACCUGAGCAUGUCGAGCCUGCAGGGAAAUCGGGGGCUCUGCGGCUGGAAGCUCCUCGCGCCCUGCCACCACGCCGGGAAGCGGGGGUUCUCGAGGAGAGGGCUCGUGUUCCUCGUCGUGCUGUUGGUGCUGUCCUCGCUGUUGCUGUUGCUGCUUGUGACGAUUUUGUGUAUCAGCUACCGGCGGUACAAGAAGAAGAGAGGGGGCUCUGACGGCGCCGCCAGGUUCUCGGAGACCGUUGUCGUGCCGGAGCUGAGGAAGUUCACUUACAGUGAGCUGGAGGCAGCCACCGGUUCGUUCGACGAAGGAAACGUCAUGGGGAGCAGCAACCUGAGCACGGUAUACAAGGGCCUGCUCGUCGAGCCCGACGGCAAGGUGGUCGCCGUGAAGAGGCUCAACCUGGAACAGUUCCCGGUCAAGUCCGACAAGUGCUUCGUCACCGAGCUCGCGACGCUGAGCCGCCUGAAGCACAAGAACCUGGCUCGUGUGGUCGGGUACGCGUGUGAGCCAGGAAAGAUCAAGGCUCUGGUCCUGGAGUACAUGGAGAACGGCGACCUCGACGCCGCGAUACACGGCCAGGGACGGGACGCGCCGCGGUGGACGGUCCGGGAGCGGCUGCGCGUGUGCAUCUCGGUGGCGCACGGGCUAGUGUACCUGCACACCGGGUACGACUUUCCCAUCGUGCACUGCGACGUCAAGCCGUCGAACGUUCUCCUGGACAGCGACUGGGAGGCGCGCGUCAGCGACUUCGGCACGGCGAGGAUGCUGGGCGUCCAUCUGACGGACGCCGCGGCGCAGUCGGCGACGUCGUCGGCGUUCCGGGGCACCGUCGGGUACAUGGCACCAGAAUUCGCGUAUAUGCGGACCGUCUCGCCAAAGGCAGACGUGUUCAGCUUCGGCGUGCUGAUGAUAGAGUUCUUCACCAAGCGACGGCCGACCGGGGCGAUCGAGGAGGACGGCGUGCCGCUGACGCUGCAGCAGUACGUCGACAACGCGCUCUCGAGGGGCCUCGAUGGGGUGUUCGACGUCCUGGACCCCGACAUGAAGGUCGCCACCGAGGUCGACCUGUCCACGGCGGCGGACGUGCUGAGCUUGGCCCUGUCGUGCGCCGCGUUUGAGCCAGCAGAGAGGCCUGACAUGAACAGCGUGCUUUCAUCCUUGCUGAAGAUGAGUAAGGUCUGCAGAGAAGACUAAGACCUACCGCAGAAAUGCGAAUUGAAGUGUAUGUAUGCAUCGAAAUGUGGAAGAAUCUUUAGUAUCCUGACACUAGAAAGGUGCAAAAUUUGAGAUGUUACAAAGAUGAUCAUUGCUGCUCUUGUUCCACAUGAAUGUCAAAGCCAUAUGGAUUGGCUGGUAUUCAGGAGCACAAAUUGUAGGGUUAAUCUGCUUAUCAGUUAAAACUUUUUGGGGCCUACUAAGCAGUACGGAGGUCUAGAUUCUAGGCUACGAACUAUGCUGAUAUUUUUCCUCGGAAUAGUCUACUGAUAUCAGUCUUGGCCAUACAGCCUGAUGGCAUGGGCCUGAAGUGGUACCAAAAUUUCUGCUUUUGACUCUCAACUUUCAGUGCUGCAACAUACCUGCAUCCGCAGAGCCGCAGAAGAAUGGAAGCUGAAAGAUUCGAUCAAGUUGUGGGGGAAAGGGUAUAUUAUUCAUCUCCUUGGAUCCAAACAAAAGUGAUGAUCACAUCAAACAUAAUAAUGUGAAUUUUCAGAAGCAGAUGUGUCUUUUGAAUUCCUGGCAACAGCUUAUUGGUGGGCAGAAGAAUGUCCCUGAACUCUUCUCUCUCUUCUAAGAUUGCAUGCAGAGAAAAUGCCAGUUUGGUUUUUGCACUGUGUGUGUUUAAAACUUGUGAUUGUAUUCUAAACCUACAAUUAUGCUAUU